AUGUUCGCCCGCCGUCUCGCAACCAACCUCCCCCGCGUCCGCGCCCAAGCUUCCCUCUUCCACACCACCGCGCCCGCCUUCGUGCAAAAGGGCGACGCCAUCCCCGAUCUCGACUGCUUGGUCGAGAACUCCCCCGGCAACAAGGUCAACCUCGCCAAGGAGAUCAAGAACAAGGCCGUCAUCAUCGGCACCCCCGCUGCCUUCAGCCCUGCAUGCUCAUCCACCCAUGUCCCCGGCUUCAUUAACCACCCCAAGCUCAAGGAGGCCGGUCAAGCUUUCGUCAUCUCCGUCAAUGACCCCUUCGUGACUAAGGCGUGGGCUGAUUCCCUCGAUCCCUCUGGCAAGAGCGGCAUUCGCUUCCUCGGUGAUCCCUCCGGCAAGUUCACCCAGGCGCUCGACCUCAGCUUUGAUAGCAGCGCUAUCUUCGGUAAUGACCGCAGCAAGCGCUACGUUCUGCUCGUCGAGGAUGGAAAGGUCAAGGAGGCUUUCAUCGAGCCUGACAACACUGGUCUCAACGUCUCCGCCGCUGAGAAGGUGCUCGGCUAA
Molecule: messenger RNA, 546 nt
Organism: Penicillium bovifimosum
Lineage: Eukaryota; Fungi; Ascomycota; Eurotiomycetes; Eurotiales; Aspergillaceae
Product: peroxiredoxin family protein
Exons: 5
Coding region: 1-546 (181 amino acids)
Biological process (GO): cell redox homeostasis; cellular response to oxidative stress; hydrogen peroxide catabolic process
Cellular component (GO): peroxisome; cytosol; cytoplasm
Molecular function (GO): thioredoxin peroxidase activity
Source: RefSeq, a predicted model, not a curated record